AGGGAUGAUGAGGUAGAGGAAAUUCCUGUAAAGGAAACAGACUCAACACAGUGCUCAGCCUGAACUAACCACAAUUCUUAUCAUGCAGUAUAGGAUGUGCAGCAAGCAAGGUGAUCAAGAUGAUUCUUAAAGAAAAUGUCUCUGAAUAUCAACCAAAACUGAUAAAGAAAAUUAUGCUUGCUUUUUGCUGGUUCUUAGCAUUAUUUGUUGGUGGGGCAGAAGUCAGAGAGAUUAAUUUGCCAGGUUGUUCCCGUGUAAAACCUCAAAUAUGGUAUCGUGCAAUUAGUAAUGAAGAGUUUGUUUUACAAUGUGCUUUACCAGAUAAAGAGGCUACCCACAUUUUUAACAAGUCACUUCUAAAACAACAUGAGGCAAAAUGGUUCUGGCGUCAGAAUGAUAAAGAGCCACUGAAGGCUAUUACUGAGAAAAGCUCUAACCCUCUUCGCAAAGGGAAUGCACUCUGGUUUAAAAUGAUAGGGGUUAGUGCUUCUGGAAUCUACAUCUGUAUGAUACGGGAAAAAAUCCCAUGCCUCAAAAUGAUUCUGGAGGUUCAAACAAAGAGUGAGGCAAACUGUUCAGAUUAUGGCACAAAUACACUGUAUCUUCUUGCUGGCAGAGGGGAUUCAAUAGUUUGCCCGGGGACAAAAUGUUACAGCCCUAUAAAAAAGCCAGAUGUAAAAUGGUACAAGGAUGGACGUCAAGUAAAACUUCAAAAAGAUAGACGAGGCCUAAAGCUUAAUCAUAAUGAAAUCUACUUGAAUCCAGUCUAUGACAAAGAUGCUGGAAUGUAUGUGUGUGAUUAUACUCUAUUUGACAACAAUACUGAAUGGACAAUGCGAACCAUAGUUACAGUAGAAGUCAUUGCAAAAAACACUAUCCAUCCACCAAGCUUCUUGUAUCCCAGUGGUGUGAUGAUCCUUGAAGCAGAGCUUGGAAAGCCACUUGAAUUGAAAUGCAUUGUACAGUUUGGGUUUGAAAGAGUUUCUCUGCAAAGGGUAACAUGGAAAAGAGAAAACGAAGAAAAUAUAAACAAGAAAUUGAAACAGGAAACAAGUGUUCUUUCAAGUAGUUUAAAGGGCCGCAUACUUGGUCAUGUUGCUAAACUGAAAGAAGUUACCGAGAGGGACCUCAGAAGCAACUUCAUGUGUUUUGCUCAGAAUGCUGUGGGGAACGCUACAGCCGUGAUCAAGCUAAAAAGGAAACAAAGAGUGUUUUUCUUAUAUGUACUAUGCAGUGCCAUUUCAACUCUAUUUGCAUUUCUUGUGUGCGUUGCCUUUGUUUACCAGCACUGGAUUGAAAUAGUGCUGAUAUACCGAAGUUACCUGGUCCAGAAUGAAACUGCAGAAGAUGGCAAAGAGUUUGAUGCAUUUGUGUCCUAUGCAAAACUAGACUCUUCUGAAAGUGAGUCUGCUUUAAUUAGUGAAGAAAAAUUUGCCCUGGAGCUCCUCCCAGACAUACUGGAAAAUAAAUAUGGAUACAAGUUGUGCCUUCUUGAAAGAGAUAUUCUUCCAGGAGGAGCAUACACAGAUGAAGUCGUAACAGCUAUUAGACAAAGUAGGCGAGCAAUAAUUAUUUUGAGCCCUGCCUAUGUCAGUGGACCAAGCAUCUUUGAACUGCAGGCAGCAGUAAACUGUGCGUUAGAAGACAAGAAAAUCAAGCUGCUUUUAGUAAAAUUCCAGGCUUUCCAAGAGCCAGAGACUUUACCUCCAGUAGUGAAGAAGGCCCUACGGAUUUUACCAGUCAUUACCUGGAAGUCUUCUAUUUCUGCUGCUCCGAACAAAAAGUUCUGGAAAUAUAUGCGAUAUCACAUGCCAGUGAAAACUACUAAGAUGUUGGGAAAUUACAGCCUAAAGGGCUUUUUUCAAAGGUUACUUAGCCUGGUUUAUCAAUAACAGAAAUCUCACAGAGAGAUGACAGCAGACUCAGGAAUGGUGACAUGUUUGUAAAAGACCUUUCUUGCAUCAGGUGACCAGUAAGGACUGUCACUUCGGUCAGCAAUAGCUUUCUCCAGGUUAGUGAGAUGAACUGCAAUGUGACAGUGCUACAGCCCACAGUAAAACUAAGUGGCACUGCACAACAACUGUGAAUGUGAGUUCUAUUUCAUAAAUUAUUAUUUUGUCAGUAUUGUUAUUAUUAUUAUAUUUAUUAUCUUAUUUUGCUGUGAUGUUGAUAUAUGUGAAAGUUUUGCUCUUUGUACUGUAUUUCUGCUGGAAGAUCUAUUUUUAUAUUUUUUUCUGGAAAAAGAUUAAUAAAGGGAACUGUAGAGGAAA
Messenger RNA from Dromaius novaehollandiae (emu), 2270 nucleotides. It is a transcript of the gene IL18RAP, whose product is annotated as interleukin 18 receptor accessory protein. Gene Ontology annotation, molecular function: interleukin-18 receptor activity. NCBI's taxonomy places the organism in Eukaryota, Metazoa, Chordata, Aves, Casuariiformes, Dromaiidae. The transcript is spliced from 11 exons. Gene Ontology annotation, biological process: interleukin-18-mediated signaling pathway. The record is from RefSeq and is a predicted model, not a curated record. Bases 120 to 1892 code for a protein of 590 amino acids.